Molecule: messenger RNA, 273 nt
Organism: Soboliphyme baturini
Lineage: Eukaryota; Metazoa; Nematoda; Enoplea; Dioctophymatida; Soboliphymatidae
Source: the annotation of a GenBank genome assembly
AUGAUGUGGGUCGUACGUGGAAGGGAAUAUGGGGUGCAGAGUGCUUGGAAGACAAGCGCAUCGGAACCUUCGCCUAGUGGACAGUCUCUAAACUGCUUAUGUAAUGCCUGGUGCAGCCCAGAGGUAUGUGAAGGCGAACGGUUGGCAAUGGACGACACCCGCGACGAAGUGGAGUGUCUGUCACAUGGCGGCAAUUUGGUCGGAACUUCAGGCGAAUUGACGACGAUGUCGCUCGUCGUUCUGCCAAUAAGUUACGUCUGCCUCGGCGCGUGA